CAUUAAUUUGCAAGUCGCCAAAGUUACAAAGCAAAAUAGUUUUUGAGGUUGUGUUUCGGCGUUUUAAAAUAUAAAGAAAAAUAAUUUUUAUUUUAUUAAAAAAUGUCUUCAAGGUAUGAUAGGGCUAUUACUGUGUUUUCUCCAGAUGGUCAUUUAUUACAAGUAGAGUAUGCCCAAGAGGCUGUACGGAAGGGAUCCACAGCGGUUGGUGUUAGAGGAGCAAAUACAGUAGUUUUAGGAGUAGAGAAAAAAUCUGUUGCAAAAUUACAAGAGGAACGUACAGUUAGGAAAAUUUGUUUACUGGAUGACCAUGUUGUUAUGGCGUUUGCUGGACUUACAGCUGAUGCGAGAAUUCUAAUUAAUAGAGCACAAAUUGAGUGCCAGAGCCAUAAACUCACAGUUGAGGACCCUGUGACGUUAGAAUAUAUCACAAGAUACAUUGCCAGUCUGAAACAAAAAUAUACACAAAGUAAUGGCCGAAGACCUUUCGGUAUCUCAUGUUUAAUUGGUGGAUUUGAUUACGACGGAGCCCCUCAUUUGUACCAAACAGAACCUUCUGGUAUUUAUUAUGAGUGGAAAGCUAAUGCCACUGGUAGAUCAGCAAAGACUGUUAGAGAAUUCUUAGAAAAAUACUAUACUUCUGAAGAAGUUUCUACAGAAAGGGGUACAAUCAAACUUGCUAUUAGAGCCCUUUUAGAAGUUGUUCAAUCUGGCCAGAAAAACUUGGAAAUUGCUGUUAUGAGACAUGGGGAACCAUUGGAAAUGCUCGAUGGAGACUCUAUUGAAAAAUAUGUGACAGAGAUUGAAAAAGAGAAAGAGGAGGAAGCAGAGAAAAAGAAGUCUAAGAAAUGAAAAACAGAUUCAUUAAUAAUUUUAUAACUAUUGUAUUAUCGAGGUUAAGUUAAAUUAAUUAAUCUUUUUUUUGAAUAAUGAAAUACAAAAUUAUUU
This is a messenger RNA of Sitophilus oryzae (rice weevil), 948 nucleotides long. RefSeq names its product proteasome subunit alpha type-7-1-like. The transcript has 3 exons. Lineage: Eukaryota; Metazoa; Arthropoda; Insecta; Coleoptera; Curculionidae. The record is from RefSeq and is a predicted model, not a curated record. Gene Ontology annotation, biological process: ubiquitin-dependent protein catabolic process. Gene Ontology annotation, cellular component: nucleus; proteasome core complex; proteasome core complex, alpha-subunit complex. The coding region runs from base 103 to 852 and encodes 249 amino acids.